AUGACUCCUCCAUCCGACCAGGGCAUCAUUGCUCAGAUCGUCGACGCAGUUGUAUCGGGCGAAGAUGAGUUGUCUAUCACGCGACGUACCAACAUCAAACAAGCAGUGGCCGAUUUGUCUUUGAUGGUCGUUGCCAAGCUUUCGAGCGACUUCUGGAGCUCUACUGCCUUGGCCCUACUCGGUGCUACACCAGAGAAGGCCACUGAGCGGCAACUACUUGUAGCUAGUGGUCUUGCCGUUACCGCAGAACUGGACCGGUAUAUUACUGCCGCUGCUGUACGUGGCAGUCGUACAACAAUGAAACAACAAGCCUCUGAAGUCCAACAGAUGUUGGACACCUUCAAGAGUAAGAUGGGCUGCUCUAUUCCGUCUAACCUCUUACCACCUAUUAAAGUCUUGAUGAAGAUUAAGAACAACGACUACGUUGACCUACUCGACUUCAAACUAUCCGAGUCUCAGAGUCGUGCUACCACUCGAACUACUGCCACUACAGUGAAUGGUGACACUGUCGAAAUUAUGGUCGAUAGCGAGCCAAAGCCUAAACUGCGGUCAGGUCUACCUUUCAUCCCAGCGGGCUAUCUGGUUGAUGUUUUUGCCUUAGCCUCUACUACUAACUGGGGUAUUGCCCUAAGGGCAGAUGCAACUCAUCGUCGUGCUAUUCAAGCCAAAAUCAUGACUGCUUGGCCUCGAUUGGCCUUCCCCUACGCGAAGACAGAGAAGAUGUGA
Molecule: messenger RNA, 726 nt
Organism: Perkinsus marinus ATCC 50983
Lineage: Eukaryota; Perkinsozoa; Perkinsida; Perkinsidae
Exons: 3
Coding region: 1-726 (241 amino acids)
Source: RefSeq, a predicted model, not a curated record